UCAGAUCACGUGGGCGUUGUUAUUGAGCCCUGCCUUUUUUGCAAAACUUAGCUCAAUGGCUUCUCCUGGACCAGCAGACAAUACAAAUGAACUGCAAAUUACUGAUCUUGCUGAGGUACUUCAACUACUCAGAAGACAUGGUUUUUCAGGAGACAGAUACCAUAAUCUUGGUCUUUAUCUUGGUCUAUCUGUUAAUACAAUAAGUGUCAUUGAAGCUGACCACAGAGGAGCUGGAAGGUGUCUUAGUGACUGUCUUACUAAAUGGCUAGAGAAAGCUGAUAAUGUACAGAAGAAAAGUGGUCCUACUAUCUAUUCAUUGGUAUCAGCAUUGAGGGAAUUAGGAGAGCAUGCUGUAGCUGAAGGAAUAGAUAUGGAGAGUGAGUUUUGUAGUGACUUGGUACUAACAAAUAAUUGUCUAUACUUAUUGAAUGAACAACUACAGAGAUAAUCAGCUAAACAUACUUUCUGCAUACUUAAUAAGGGGGUGGGACUGAAGGUUUUCAGCUGGAAACUCCAAGGUUUUACAUCAAAAGUCCAAAAAACA
Molecule: messenger RNA, 544 nt
Organism: Amphimedon queenslandica
Lineage: Eukaryota; Metazoa; Porifera; Demospongiae; Haplosclerida; Niphatidae
Exons: 2
Coding region: 56-448 (130 amino acids)
Biological process (GO): signal transduction
Molecular function (GO): protein binding
Source: RefSeq, a predicted model, not a curated record